AUGGUCUCCACAAAGCGGCCAGAGGGUCAGGGCUACCAAGCCAGAGGGCCCCCGGGAAGAGAUCAGCACAAACUGGUGCAGGAGCCCCUCAUGGAGCCCCCAGGCAAGCAGUCCCUGCAGGAGCGCCCCACAGAAGAGUCCCUGCCUGAGGACUCAGGCCUGGAGGGGGCUCCCAGCACGCAUAUGCUCUACGUGGGCCACCUAAACCCCCAGUUCUCAGUGCCGGUGCUCGCCUGCCUGCUCCGAGACACCCUGGAGCGGCUGGAGCUGCCAGUGGCGCGGGAGCACAUCGAGGUGGUGAGGCGGCCGCGGAAGGCCUAUGCCCUGGUGCAGGUGGCCACCCCUGAGGACACCCUGGCCUCCCUCCGCUGCCGCCUGCAAACAGCCUUGGAGGAGCACCAGAUCAUCAGGGAGCUGGUGGCCCGCGGGAAGGAGCUGGUGUUGGGAGACGGCUGUGAGCCCACACACCACAGAGAGCAGGAGGAGAACAGAGACCCGAGCCCUGGCCCCAGCCCCGGACCCAGCCCGGGCUCUAGCCGCCCACCUGCCAGGCACACCAACGCCCCGCCGGCCCAGGCCCUGGGGUGGCCUAGCUCCAUGCACCAACCCAGCUGCACACGCUCGGACAGCGCCAUCGUGCACCAGGAGAUCCAGGGCCAGGAGAGGCUUUUCCAGGGCGCCUUCCUGGGUAGUGAGACGCGCAACAUGGAGUUCAAGAGGGGCGGCGGCGAGUACCUGAACCUGGCCUUCAAGCACCACCUGCGGCGCUACGUGUGUGCCUUCCUCAACAGCGAGGGUGGCAGCCUGCUGGUGGGCGUGGAGGACAGCGGGCUCGUGCGGGGCAUCCGCUGCAGCCACCACGAGGAGGACCGCGUGCGCCUGCUGGUGGACUCUGUCCUGCAGGGCUUCAGGCCGCAGGUCUUCCCUGACGCCUACACGCUCACUUUCAUCCCAGUGGUCACCACCUCCACCAGCGGCAUGCCCCUCAAGGUGAUCCGCCUGAGCGUGCACGCCCCGAAGGCCCAGGCGGAGCCGCAGCUCUACGAGACAGACCUAGGGGAGGUGUUCCUGCGCCGUGAGGGGAGCAUCCAGGGCCCGCUGGCCGUCCACGCCAUCCAGGAGUGGUGCAGACAGAAGUGGGCAGCAGAGCUGAGCAAGCUGGAGGAGAGAGUGACGGUGCUGACGGCCGAGAAGGAGGAGCUCCAGCAGAGGCUGCAGCAGCACAGGCCCAUCUCCUGCACCUGCUGCGUCCUGUGAGGGCCCCGUGGGCAGGCGAGCGCAGGGAUGAAGCUGGCACUCACCCUGGGAGAUACAGGGAUUGCCUAUUUGAGCCAAAGACCUCCCAAUAAACCCAUCUGGCUGCUCAGAGGGGGACGGGAGCACCAGGCUUCCUUGCUCCUUCAGCAGCAUUGCAUACAGAGGCUGGUCCCACGUGGCUUCAAUCCUGAGCAGACUCCGGGCUGUGUAGCUAAUAAAUUGCUCUUAGCAUGAGCCCCGAGGAACCUCACCUUCAGAAAGAACCUGUAAAAACUUGGCCAGGCUAUCCUGGGGCUGGGCUAGAAGGGGCUGUCCCUGUCCCUGUCCCUAAGAUGCUCAUCUUGCCCAGGCUGCGGUCUGUUGACUCCAGUUGGCUAGACAGGGUCAGAAAGGAACUUGUUAUCUUGGGAAAUGCCCUCUGCUGAUGGCAAGGCACCUCAGUUACAGA
Myotis davidii is the source of this 1705-nucleotide messenger RNA. RefSeq names its product schlafen like 1 (gene SLFNL1). The transcript is spliced from 5 exons. Lineage: Eukaryota; Metazoa; Chordata; Mammalia; Chiroptera; Vespertilionidae. Bases 1 to 1257 code for a protein of 418 amino acids. The record is from RefSeq and is a predicted model, not a curated record.